UAAAUUUAAUGCACGAAUCUGAGGAGAUGUUCACAAGAUUGAUAUCAAGAUUUGGAGUAAAAGUUUUAGAAAAGAAAAAAGAGAAGGAAUUUUUGAAAUAUUUAGGUGGAAAAGGUGAAUAGAAGCCAGUAUAAAUAGAAGGGGAAAAGAAAGAUAAAGAUUUGCCAGAUUUAAGCAAAUUAAGUAAAUAUAUAAAAAAAGGAAAAUAGGUAGUGAGGAAGUAUUAAAAUUAAAGAGAGAUGCAUCUAAGAUGCCUGAAUCAUAUUAACCAAAAUAUGUAGAAAGUUUUUGGUAUAAAUAUUGGGAAGAGAAGAAAUAUUUCCAUGUGAGUGCAGAGGAAGGUUUAAAGAAUGAUAAGAGAUACAUAAUGGUAUUACCACCACCAAAGUAAAUAAAAAGUUAAUUAAAAAUAGUGUGACAGGAUAUUUACAUUUGGGACAUGGUUUAACAUCAGCAAUAGAAGAUUCAUUAACAAGAAUUCAUAGAUAGAGAGGAUAUGCAACAUGUUAUUUACCAGGAACAGAUCAUGCAGGAAUAGCUACAUAGACAGUGGUUGAGAAAUCAUUAGCAAAAUAAGGAUUAAAUAAAUGGGAGAUGGGUAGAGAGUAAUUUUUAGAGAAGGUUUGGGAAUGGAAAGAAAAGUAAUAUAUAAAAAUAAUUAUAAAAAUAGACAUGGCGCAUAGAUAUUAGAAUAAUUGAGAAGAGUUGGUAGUUCAUUAGAUUGGGAUAGAUAUCAUUUUACAAUGGAUGAAUAAUUAAAGAAGUAAAUAUUAUAUAAAUAUAUAAAUAUAGAGCUGUAACAGAAGCAUUUGUAUUGUUAUAUGAGAAAGGAUUAAUAUAUAGAGCUACAAGAUUAGUUAAUUGGUCAUGCUAAUUAAAAACAGCAAUAUCAGAUAUUGAAGUUAAUUAUGAGGAUAUUAAAGCACCGACUAAAUUAUAAGUGCCAGGACAUAAAGAACCAGUUGAGUUUGGAUGGUUGACUCAUUUUGCAUAUAAGGUUAAAGAUUCUAAUGAAGAAUUAAUCGUGGCUACAACACGUUUAGAAACUAUGUUAGGAGAUACAGCUGUUGCAGUUAAUUCUAAAGACUAAAGAUAUUCACAUUUAAUAGGUAAGGAGUUGAUACAUCCUUUUUGUGAUCGACUUAUUAAAGUUAUUGCAGAUGAUUAAUUAGUUGAUAUGACAUUUGGUACAGGUGCUGUUAAAGUUACACCUGCACACGAUCCUAAUGAUUAUGAAUGUGGAUUAAGAAAUAAAUUAGAAUUUAUAUCUAUCUUCGAUGAAGACGGUAAAAUCAACUAAUAAGGAGGUAAAUAUGCUGGAAUGAUGAGAUUUGAAUGUCGUCGUUAAAUGGAAGAAGAUAUGAAAUAAUUAGGAAUCUAUAGAGAUAAAAAACCUAAUCAAAUGAGAUUAGGAUUAUGCUCAAGAAGUAAAGAUGUUAUUGAACCUAUGAUUAAACCUUAAUGGUAUGUUAAUUGCUAAAAUAUCAAAUAAAGAAUGAUUGAUGUUGUUAAAAAUAAAGAACUUAUUUUGAUUCCAUCUGACUAUGAAAAUGAAUGGUUUAGAUGGAUGGAAGGAUUGAGAGAUUGGUGUAUAAGUAGAUAAAUAUGGUGGGGUCAUAGAUGUCCUGCUUAUUUAGUAAGUAUCAAUGGUAGUUAACCUGAUUCUAGUAAUUAAGACAAUUGGAUUGUGGCUAGAUCAGAAGAAGAAGCUUUACAAAAGGCUAUUACAAAAUAUAAUGUCCCUGCAGAUUAAAUAAAAUUGUCAUAAGAUGAAGAUGUGUUAGAUACUUGGUUUUCUUCUGGAUUAUUCCCAUUCUCAACAUUUGGAUGGCCUAAUACAGAAGAUCCAGAUUUCAAAGCCUUUUUCCCUAAUACUAUUCUAGAAACUGGUUGGGAUAUCUUAUUUUUCUGGGUUGCAAAGAUGGUUUAGUUUUCUCUAGAAUUCUUUGAUAAAGUUCCAUUCAAAUAUGUUUUCCUUCAUCCUUUAAUAAGAGAUAAGGAUGGAAAGAAGAUGUCUAAGAGUCUUGGUAAUGUUAUUGAUCCUCUUGAAAUAAUUGAUGGAACUUCUUUAGAUAAUUUAAUACAAAAAAUAAAGGAAGGAAAUUUAUCUUAAGAAGAAGUUGAAAGGGCUAUUGAUUAAAAAAAAAAAGAAUUUCCUAAUGGAAUUCCAGAAUGUGGUGGAGAUGCAUUAAGAUUUGGUUUAUUAAGUUAUUUGUAAAAGACUCCAAAUAUCAAUAUGGAUGUGAAACAUAUAAUUGGAUAUAGACAAUUUUGUAAUAAGAUUUGGAAUAGUUGUAGAUUUGCAUUUCCUAAAUUUUCUUAAGAUAUAAAUUAUGUGUAAUUAGAUUUCAAUAAUUUAUAAUUAAUCAAUAAAUGGAUUUUAAUAAAACUUAAUCAAGCCAUAACUGAUGUAAAUGCUGCAUUUGAUGAUUAUGAAUUUGGUUAAGCAACAUAAAGUUUCCAUUAAUUUUGGCUUUAUGUUUUUUGUGAUAUUUAUUUAGAAGGAAUAAAAAAUAUUUUAAGUGAUAAAAAUGAAGAUUAAAAAACAAAAGUAGAAACUCAAAAUACUUUAUUGACAAUUUUAGAUUAAGGUUUAAGAUUACUUCAUCCAAUGAUGCCUUAUUUAUCUGAAGAAUUAUGGUAGAAAUUACCAUUCUAAAAAGAAGAUUCAUUAAUAAUAGCUAAAUAUCCAUAAUCUAAUCCUUAAUGGAUUAAUAAUGAUGUGGAAUAAUAAUUUGAUUUAAUAUUAAAUGUUUCAAAGAGAAUAAGAUAAAUUAUUAGUAAGAGUGAAUUACCUCCAAAUAAGAGACCUGAUGUAUUCACAUUAAAUUUGGUUGGAGAUAAAUCUUUAGAUGAUGUAAUUUAAUAAUAAACUGAUAUCAUUUGUUUAUUAGCCAGAAUAAAAUCAGUAAUAUAUUUUUUAAGAUAUUAUAGAUUACAUCGAUUGCUUAAGAAACUGAAGAACACAAAUAAUGUGGAGUUGAUACUUUAGAUGCAAAAAUUAAGAUUUUUGUUAAUUUGAAAGAUAACAUUGAUCUAAAAAAAGAAGUAUAUUUAAUUUAUAAAUUUAUUUAGAAUGAUAGAUUAGUUAAGAAAUUAAAUGAAUUGAUUAAAUUGAUAGAUGGACUUUAAGAUAAAAUGAAUUAAUUUAAUGAGAAAACAAAUGAAAAUGCAAAGAAAGUACUUAUAGAGAAAAUGGAAAAAUAUUAAUAAGAAAAGUUAUUGACAGAAUAAUAAAUUGAAAGUCUUAAAAAAUGAG
Messenger RNA from Paramecium sonneborni, 3259 nucleotides. Lineage: Eukaryota; Ciliophora; Oligohymenophorea; Peniculida; Parameciidae. The record is from the annotation of a GenBank genome assembly.